Molecule: messenger RNA, 341 nt
Organism: Caenorhabditis sp. 36 PRJEB53466
Lineage: Eukaryota; Metazoa; Nematoda; Chromadorea; Rhabditida; Rhabditidae
Source: the annotation of a GenBank genome assembly
AUGAGUCUGCUUGACGCCUACAGAUCGGAAAAGCUGACGCGUCGUCGGAUAGGAAUGCAAAACACUGAUUUCCGUCCAAUUUCUCAUUUGCGCGGAGAAGACGAUUGGGUAUGUAGCAUAGUAUCGUCCCAGAACCUGAUGAUCAAUCUUCUCUUUUUCAGCAAAAGCAAAUCAACGACAAUUUCUCGCCCAACCAGUUCAUGGAUGAGAAUGGAAUCGUGUAUGACAUGGAUCCGACCAUCAACGACCGAAUUUCCACGUUCUUCAACAGUCAACGGAUCACAAGCAGCAGAUUCGGCAGGAAGAAGCGAAGUCUCAUCUUCCCAAGACUCUCCUUCUAA